CGGAGGACCAAUGCCAUCAUUUUCGCCUAAAGAAUUUGACAACCAGAAAAGAAGAAAAAACCAGAUUCUAGUCUAUAAUAACCCAAACAAUGUCAAACCUUCAAAUUAAUUUCUAGCAGCCUUGGGCCUCUCCAAGGUGUAAUUUUCAACACAAAUUCUUCUUUGUUUCCAAAAUGCAGGCCUCUGGCUGCUGCUGUUUGUUAAUUCUUUCUCUCUUUUUAUUUUCUUCAUCAACUUUCGCUCUUUCUGAUGCUCAAGCCUCAUUUAUAAGUCGUCGUCAGCUCCUCACUCUUCCUGAGAAUGGAGAUUUGCCCGACGAUUAUGAAUUCCAAGUGGAACUCAAUUUGACAUUUCCAAGCUCUAGGCUUCGUAGAGCAUACAUUGCUCUUCAGGCUUUGAAGAAAGCUAUCUUUUCGGAUCCUUUUAAUACCACAGCAAAUUGGGAAGGCCCUGAUGUUUGUUCAUAUAAUGGGGUGUUUUGCGCACCAGCAUUGGAUGAUCCUAGCUUGAAUGUUGUAGCUGGUUUGGAUGUUAAUGGUGCUGAUCUUGCUGGUUUCCUUCCUGUUGAACUUGGUCUUUUGACUGAUCUUGCCCUAUUCCACAUUAAUUCUAACAGAUUUUGUGGAAUUGUACCAAAGAGCAUCUCAAGAUUGACUCUUCUUUACGAGCUCGAUGUCAGUAACAACAGAUUUGUGGGUCCUUUCCCUAAGGUGGUUAUGUCGAUCCCAGAACUCAAAUAUCUGGAUCUUAGAUAUAACGAUUUCGAGGGAUGCGUGCCCGAUGAAUUGUUCAACAAGGAGUUGGAUGCAUUGUUCUUGAACAACAACAGGUUUGAAGGUAAAUUACCUGAGAAUAUGGGCAACUCUCCUGUUUCAGUUUUGGUUUUAGCGAAUAACAAAUUCAGUGGCUGCAUUCCAAAGAGUAUAGGUAAGAUGGUUACAUUGGAAGAGAUUAACUUUUUGAGCAACAACUUGACUGGGUGUUUGCCGGUUGAAGCUGGCGCCCUAAAGAAUUUAACUGUUCUCUCUGUGGCUUCAAACAAGUUGGUUGGGAGCUUACCAGAAUGUUUUUCUGGUUUGAAGAAUGUGGAGGAGUUGGAUGUAUCAGAAAAUGAGUUGACAGGUAAUGUUCCUGGGGCUAUUUGCAAGUUGCAAAACUUGAGAAACUUCACAUUUUCAGACAACUAUUUCAAGAAUGAGGCACCUGAAUGUGUUCCGGCUUCCAACAAUGAUGGUGAUGUUGUGAUUUUUGAUGGUGAUGUUGUGAUUUUUGACGAUAGCAAUAACUGCUUAUCCAGCAGACCUAAACAGAAGGAUUCAAGCACUUGUAAGCCAAUUGUUGACAGAGUUGUUGAUUGCAGCAAGUUCGACUGCAGUGGUGUUGGAUCACCUGCACCUUCGACCCCUUCCACCCCAGCAACACCUUCAACUCGUCAGUCCCCAGUUACUCAAACCCCUAAGGCGCCAUCUACACCUAAGACACCCUCAACACCUAAGCAUUCAACGGAAAAGACGGCUUCGCCUACGCCAUCAUCGCCUACACCCAAACCAAAGGCACAAUCUCCCCCAUCACCAACACCUGCACCUUCCACACCAAAAGCACAGCCCCCUCCAUCACCAACUCCAACGCCUUCCACGCCGAAGACGCAGCCUCCAUCUACACCUUCUACACCAAAACCACAACCCCCUCCAUCACCGACCGCAACACCUUCAACACCAAAGUCGCAGCCUCCAUCUGCACCUUCUGCACCAAAAUCACAACCCCCUCCAUCAUCAACCCCAACACCUUCGACACCAAAGGCCCAACCUCCUUCAUCCCCAACACCAUCACCGUCUGAAACAUCCCCAGUACAUAGGGUCUCCCCACCACCAUCACAACCGGCUAAGUCACAUUCUCCCACACCAUCCGGGUCAAGAACAUCUCCUGUAAAACAUGUUCACUCCCCACCCCCUCCGGUUCACUCACCACCCCCUCCCGUCCACUCUCCUCCACCACCACCUGUCCAUUCUCCACCACCACCCAUCUCUUCACAAGUUCUUGUGUUUUUGGUGGGCAAUGUUUUUAUCAGUUCUACUUCCUUGCAUAUUCCAUCAAAUCCUAGUCACGGGUUCUUGUUAAUUGCAGCCUCAUCAGUAUGA
This is a messenger RNA of Papaver somniferum (opium poppy), 2138 nucleotides long. RefSeq names its product pollen-specific leucine-rich repeat extensin-like protein 1. The transcript is spliced from 2 exons. Lineage: Eukaryota; Viridiplantae; Streptophyta; Magnoliopsida; Ranunculales; Papaveraceae. Gene Ontology annotation, molecular function: protein binding. The record is from RefSeq and is a predicted model, not a curated record. Bases 174 to 2138 code for a protein of 654 amino acids.